GUGUGCGUGCGUCGCAGUGUUGGUGCGUAGCCUGUGUGUGUAUUUGUGUAUUGCCAUUAACUAAUAAACAAUAACCUUCGGGCCACGAAAGCUACGAAAUCAUCGGCACUGCUGUUCUGUUCUGUUCCAUGUGAACCAGCUGAAAGAGCAGGCCAAAGACUAAAAUAAAACGCUUCCGCCCCGCGAGAGGAGCGCCCAGCGGCGAUCCAUAGAUCCACAUCCAUAAUAUCCAUCCACACACACAAUGGCGGACGUGAGCGAUCCCAGCGAGCUCUUCGACUUGGAGCUCCACGAUUUGGAGCUGCAGGAUGACAAGGCCCGGGACUCCGAUGACGACAGGAUCGAGCUGGACGACGUUGACCUAGAACCGGAAUUGUGUAUUAAUCUGCACCAAGACACCGAGGGCCAGGAGACCAUACAGCUCUGCGAGGAGAAUGUCAAUCCGGGCAAAAUCAAGCUGGGACCCAAGGACUUUGAGCUCAAGAAGGUCCUCGGCAAGGGUGGCUACGGCAAAGUAUUUCAGGUGCGCAAGACCGCUGGACGAGAUGCCAACAAAUAUUUUGCCAUGAAGGUGCUCAAAAAGGCAUCCAUAGUGACCAAUCAAAAGGACACAGCGCACACUCGCGCCGAGCGCAAUAUACUCGAGGCAGUCAAGCAUCCCUUCAUAGUGGAGCUGGUCUAUGCCUUCCAGACGGACGGAAAACUAUACCUUAUACUUGAAUAUCUGAGCGGCGGCGAGCUGUUUAUGCAUUUGGAACGCGAGGGCAUCUUCUUGGAGGACACCACAUGCUUCUAUCUAAGCGAAAUCAUUUUGGCCUUGGGCCAUCUACACAAACUGGGCAUCAUCUAUCGCGAUCUGAAGCCCGAGAACAUAUUGCUCGAUGCACAGGGACACGUGAAGCUCACCGAUUUUGGACUGUGCAAGGAGCACAUACAAGAGGGUAUUGUCACCCACACCUUCUGCGGCACAAUUGAGUACAUGGCACCUGAAAUCUUGACCAGAAGUGGCCAUGGCAAAGCAGUCGACUGGUGGUCACUGGGCGCUCUAAUGUUCGACAUGCUCACAGGAGUCCCACCCUUCACCGCCGAGAAUCGCAAGAAGACCAUCGAGACCAUUCUGAAAGCCAAGCUCAAUCUGCCAGCCUACCUCACACCCGAAGCCAGGGAUCUGGUGCGUCGCCUGAUGAAGCGGCAGGAGCCUCAGCGUCUCGGCAGCGGUCCCGAGGAUGCGGCGGCUGUCCAAAUACACCCAUUCUUCAAGCACGUCAACUGGGACGAUGUGCUCGCCAGACGCCUCGAACCGCCUAUAAAACCUCUCUUGAGAAGCGAGGACGAUGUCUCACAGUUCGAUACGAGAUUCACAAGACAAAUUCCAGUGGAUUCACCGGAUGAUACGACGCUUAGCGAAAGUGCCAAUUUAAUUUUCCAAGGUUUCACAUACGUAGCGCCCUCGAUACUGGAGGACAUGCAUCGGGCCAACCGGAUGCCGGCACGCUCUCCUCGACGUGCUCCCCGCCAGCUGCCGGACAGCAGCUUCCGGCUACAGUUCCCAUCGGCCAAUGUCGGGGCCAAUGCCCCCAUGGCCAUGCACGGUCAUCCGCAGCGAUCUGGGAUGUUUGCACGGGCCACGCCGCCGCAUCAUAUGCAGACCUUCGCGCCACGCCCCUCGCCGGCGCAGGACGAGAUGAUGGACGUGCAGCAGGGUCUGCCGAUGGUGUAAAAGCCUGGAGCGGUCGCUCCGCAACGAACCCAUCCCAUCCCGUCCCAUCCCACCCGCAAGAGCAUCCCAACACAAAGCCCGCUUCCUACCCCUAAAAACAAAACAAAACAAACAACAGAAAUUGACAGUUACUAUUAUGACGUAUGUGGAGUGUGGACUUGGUUAAGGAUACGGAUACGGAAGGAGCAGGACGAUCGGCAGGAGGAGAUGGCAGAGCAGCAGGAGGAGGAAGAGGAGGAGGAGCACAUGACCUCAGUGUGCACAGUUGUUUUUGUUAAAGAGAAGCGCGCACGGAUCGUGCUGUUGGAUGAUUAAGAUUAUGAUAAUGAUGGAGAUGAUUGUGCUACGCCAGGAAGAGCGUUCGUUUUUGGAUACACCUAGAUACUACAGUUAGAGACAUCCACAUAAACAUAUGCUAUAGCAAUUACUAUAUACACCUAGAGCGAUGGUAGCCGACCCGUGUCCCC
Messenger RNA from Drosophila takahashii, 2187 nucleotides. It is a transcript of the gene S6k, whose product is annotated as Ribosomal protein S6 kinase. The record is from RefSeq and is a predicted model, not a curated record. Lineage: Eukaryota; Metazoa; Arthropoda; Insecta; Diptera; Drosophilidae. Gene Ontology annotation, molecular function: ATP binding; protein serine/threonine kinase activity. Gene Ontology annotation, biological process: peptidyl-serine phosphorylation; signal transduction.